This is a messenger RNA of Chironomus riparius, 2491 nucleotides long. The record is from the annotation of a GenBank genome assembly. Lineage: Eukaryota; Metazoa; Arthropoda; Insecta; Diptera; Chironomidae.
GUUCAGUUAAAUUAAGAGCAAGUAAACAACUGAAAUUUCAUAAUUUUCAUCGACGAAAAUCAAACUUUAAUUAAAAUGAGUGCUUCUGUAGAUCACAGCGAUGAUGAAGGACAAUUAAGGAGUCCUGAGAACAUUCAUUCCAACGACGACGAAGGAACUAACGAUUCAUUAGAUAUAAAACCGCCACAAUCGAAAGAAUUUCGAUACAAGGAAAAAAAGAAACAUAAGAAACAUCAUGAAAGGAAGCAUAAAGAUAAUAAGGAGAGAUAUCGUGAAUAUCCAAAAGAAAAAGAUCCAGAGAGGAGAUAUUCAUCAGAAAAUAGACGUGAUUAUAGAGACAAGUAUGAAGAUAUGAAGGCUUAUUAUAAAGAAAAAGAAUAUUACUCAAAACGCGGGGAUUACGAAAAGCCCAGAAAGCCAGAGCAAUCUAGAAGUAGACGAUCAAGUCAAGAGGAUGCUAUGAAGUAUGAAAAUGAUAGACGUGAAGAAGAUUUACGCAAUCGUUUGAUUAGAAGACGCCAACAAGAAGAAACUGAAGUUCCAAGAUCCACAAGUAGCCGUAAAGAUGAAUUUUAUGAACGUAAGGACAAAAGAGAAUAUAAACGUGAACAAUUUGAUGACCAAGAAGAAUAUGAGCCCAAAAAACAUCGCAGUCACAGACAAUUUGAUGUAGAAGCUGAAGCGCGUCGCAAAAAGUUCCUUGAAGCUGAUAGAAAUGAUCGUAAUAGAAAGCAACGAGCACGUGAAGAACUUGAAGCUAGAAGAGAGCAAAUUCGUACAAAGGAACCAACAAAAUCUCGCGAAGUAAGUCUGUCACCUGAUAGGAAAAAGUCACGUUAUGAAUCGCCAAGAGCUAAGGAGGACGUUGUAAUGGUUUUAUCAGAUGCACACGAUGAUGAUAAUGAGGAAAUAGAUAGUGAAUCUGAUAGUUAUUCGUCACACUCAAAACAAUCGCCAGAAUUCGAAAUGAGUCCAAUACCAGUUGAACAACUUGAAAAAUCGCCAAUAGAUGACCACAGUAACUCAAUAUCAUCACACAGCUAUUCUAAUAAAAGCCGUUCUAGGUCAAAAUCACUUUCUUUAAGUCGUUCUGAAAGGUCUACUUCAACAGGCUCAAGAUCCAGUACAUCAAAAUCAUCAAUUAGUGAAAGUGAGCAUAGCGAUGAAAACUAUAGAAGAAAAUCUUUAGAUCAUGAACAGUCAGACAAGAAAGAAAAUACAGUAAAAGAUUUAGAUGAAACAAAAGUUGAUUUAAAUGAAACUGCAGAAGACGAAUUGCCAUCAUAUUAUCCAGCAUUACAAGGCUGUAGAUCUGUAGAAGAAUUUCAAUGUCUUAAUAGAAUUGAGGAAGGCACAUACGGUGUUGUAUAUCGAGCAAAAGACAAACGUACUGACGAAGUUGUGGCUCUAAAACGAUUAAAAAUGGAAAAGGAAAAAGAAGGAUUUCCAAUUACAUCUCUCCGUGAAAUCAAUACCCUCCUUAAAGGGCAGCAUCCAAAUAUAGUCACUGUACGUGAAAUUGUUGUUGGAAGUAAUAUGGAUAAGAUUUUCAUUUGUAUGGACUACGUUGAGCAUGACUUGAAAUCCUUAAUGGAAACAAUGAAACAUAAAAAGCAAGUUUUUCUACCAGGCGAAGUCAAAUGUCUUAUACAGCAAUUAAUGCGAGCUGUUGCACAUCUUCACGACAACUGGAUUCUCCAUCGUGACUUGAAAACUUCGAAUUUGUUGCUGAGCCAUAAGGGUAUAUUAAAGGUCGGAGAUUUUGGACUAGCGCGAGAAUAUGGAUCACCAUUAAAAGAAUAUACAUCAGUUGUAGUCACACUUUGGUAUAGGUCUCCAGAAUUACUACUAGGAUGUAAAGAAUAUUCAACACCUAUCGAUGUUUGGUCGUGUGGAUGUAUUUUUGCAGAAUUAUUGGCAAUGGGAGCACUUUUCCCUGGAAAAUCAGAAGUUGAUCAACUAAAUAGAAUUUUUAAAGACCUUGGAACUCCAAACGAACGAGUUUGGCCUGGAUAUGAUCAAUUGCCGCUUGUUAAGAAAAUGACGUUUACAGACUAUCCAGUUUCACAGAUUAGAAAGAAGUUUGCAACACAUACUAGUGAACUUGGAUUAUCGCUUCUACAAGGACUUUUGACUUAUGAUCCAAAGCAGAGGUUAACAGCAGAUGCAGCAUUAAAGCAUAGCUAUUUUAAGGAACUUCCUCUGCCGAUUGAUCCCAGCAUGUUCCCAACUUGGCCAGCAAAAUCAGAAGUCGGAUGGAAGCGCGCUAUGGUAACAUCACCCAAACCGCCAAGCGGAGGGACACAGUUUAAAAGAUUAGGCGUAGAAGAUGAAAACAGUGGAUUUACUUUAGGUGGAACAUAUUCAUCGUACGCAGAAAGUAGGAAGUUAGCUAUGGGAUCGGGUUUUAGUUUAAAAUUCUGAAAGUAAAUUGUAAAUUUAGUUUAAGCACUCAAAACAAAGAAAAUAAAAUAAUUAAUUAUAAAAUCAA